AUGAGAUCAGCUUCCAGUUGCCCAGUUUGUAAAGUCCCCUAUCGGCGAAGAGAGGUUCGCCCUGCUCCUCAUAUGGAUAACUUGGUCUGCAUUUACAAGAGUAUGGAAGUUGCUUCGGGAGUCAACAUAUUUGUCACGCAAACUGCACCUUCAACUAAACUAUCAGAUAUGCAAGCAGAACUUUUUCCCCAUACAUUUACUAUCUUGCCUGCAUAUGUUUCUAUAUUACUAGCAAACGUUGGAUUCUCUGGUCUUCUUGCUAAGAACAGUGAAAUUUGUUCUUCUAGCUGGAACAGAAGUUUACUAGACACAGAAGCCAGUUCUUGUGAGUUCAGAGAAAAUGCAGGAAACCCACCUGAAAGUGAUGGGGUUUGUGGAAGCAAAGAGACAUCAGUCCAAGAGAAUUCAAGAAGAUCCAAAGGAAAAGGGUCAAAAGGAUCAAAGAAAAUUUUUGAAAGUUGUAGUUUGAACCCUGUUAGACCUUCCUUUCCAACAAAGAAAAGGGUCCAGGCGACGGACUAUCCUCCCCCAGAGACCCCAAAACACCCUAAGCUUGAUUGUGGGAUGGAUGAAAUACCCAAAGAUGGACCUAAGAAAAGUUCAGUCCUAUUAGAGGAGAAACAUGCUCUAAAUGAAAAGGGAGAUCCAGUAUUUUCUCCAUUCUUCUGGCUGAGAGAGGAAGAGGAUGUAGAGAAGUCAAGUCAGCAGACCGAUGGGGAUCUUAUAAUGGAAACGCCACCAGAUGCUCCUUGCUUCAGUGAUAUCAAGGAGUCAGAUGAUGAAGCUCCCUGUAAAAUGACCCCGGAAAAGGGAACUUGUAUGGGACCAAAUGAUGCAGAUAUAUAUGACAGUGAGAUGUUUGAAUGGACACAAAGAGCUUGCUCUCCUGAACUCUUUUUGAGUCCCAUGAAAGUUCUGGUUGAAGCUACGGAUGAAAACAUCAAUGUUAAAAAGAAGUGCAAAUCUGCUUCACAAAGCAGUAAGGCAAAUGAAGAAUCUGCAAUUGGGAACAGAAAAAGCAGGAUACCUGAGAUGGGAAAUGACAACAUGGAAACAAGUUUACCGACUUUGUCCUGUCCUAGAACCAAAAGUGUUGCCAAAUCUAACAAGAGAGUUAGGAAGGCAAAUGGAAGCACCCUCAAAAAGAGAGCCAAGAAAAAUAUAUGUGAAGUAAUUGGAAUUAGUAGUGAUUUACAGAAAGUAGCUGACUAUGUUAUUCAAGAGAAGACGUGUGACAACAAUGAGAGUUCAUUAAAUCUGGUGAAAACUUGCAAACGAAACAAAAAGGUUGGCUUUGAUGCUAGUGCUACAGGAUCAGUGGCAGAAAAUUCUCACACUUUAUGUGCUGGGGCAAUUCCUUUGAUUCAGGGGGAUAAAACUGUGGUUGCUCACUUGUCAGCUUCAUCAGUACAGAAGGAAGACAGUGAAGGAAGUAAAAAUCUGAAGAAAAGUGGAAAAAUCAAUAAGACAAUGGAUCCACAAAGGAGAGAUCGUACAAGAUCGAAAAUCCAACAACUGAAUACUGCUAAGAACAUAAUGCAAAGCAAAAACAUUGAGGUUUUGACCUCUCAGGUGCUCAGUAAAUCUCCUUCUAUAAGUGAUGACAAGGAAAAUCAUGAUCUGGGUGUGAAAUCCAGAAAAGUUCAACGUAAGAACACUAGUAAUCUGAAAUGUUUAAAGAAGGUGAAGUUUUCCAUGGACAGUAUAUGCAAGGAUAAGUUGGCUGGUGGAAUUGCAACUAUUCGAGAAAGGGUUGAUGCAAAAGAAAUUCACCAUUUGAAGGCGCUCAAGGCAAUUUUGAUGUCAAAGUUAUCAACGAUUCAUCAAAAAUGCAGAAGAAGACUCGGAGGUUUCGGGGUCAUGGUUCACUACUUCGAAGGCCAGCCUGUCGGGGCAGAUUAUAAUGGAGGCUUAAACAUCACGCAUGCACACAGAUAUUGCACAGAAUGGGCCCCUAAUGUGUACUUUGAAGAUGAUAAUGCAAUCAACCUUGACACUGAAGUAUCCAGAAGUAGGAGAAUCAAAUGUUGUUGCUGCGGAAUCAAAGGGGCAGCUCUUGGAUGUUAUGAUAAGAGUUGUCGCAAGAGCUUUCACGUUCCUUGUGCAAAAUUGACCCCAGAAUGUCGAUGGGAUAAUGAUAACUUUGUUGUGUUGUGUCCUCUUCAUGCUUCUCUUAAACUACCAAAUGAGACAUCUGGAUCUCAAGUGAAACACAAAAAGCAAAGUGUUCGAAAAAGACAUUCUCAUAUCCAUCAUCCACAAGUCACCAUUAAGCAUGAUAAUAGCACAUGUCGUAAGUGGAAGUCUCAGAGACCAUCUGAAAAGUUGGUUCUCUGUUGUUCAGCUCUCACAGAUGCCGAGAAGGAAACUGUUUCUGAAUUUAAGAGGUUAUCUGGAGUUAGAGUAUUGAAGAACUGGGAUUCUAGUGUCACCCAUGUAAUUGCAUCUACAGAUGAGAAUCGAGCAUGCAGAAGAACUCUCAAGUUUUUGAUGGGUGUCUUGGAGGGGAAAUGGAUACUGAGCAUUGAUUGUCAGUACAUUGGGGUUAAGUCUUGCAUCAAGGCUGAAGAACUUGUUGAUGAGCAACAUUUUGAAAUUGAUAUUGACGUCCACGGAAUCAGGGGGGGCCCUCAACUUGGAAGACUAAGACUUUCAAACCAGUUGCUGCUGGAGGAACAGUUUUUGUACAGAAAGCCUGUUUCAGGAGACCAGGAAGCAGCUGUGUCAUCUGGAUACUCAAAAUCACCAGUAUUCAUAAUUUAUAGCCUUGAGUUACAAGAGAAGUGUGCUCCAAGCAAGAGAAAUUUGAUAUUAAGCCGUAGGCGAACUGAUGCAGAGGAGCUAGCGAGUUCAACUGGGGCUAUAGUAGCAAGCAAUUCUUGGGUUUUGAACUCCGUUGCUGCCUGCAAGUUGCAAAACUUUGCAGAAUAG
Messenger RNA from Ilex paraguariensis (yerba mate), 2931 nucleotides. NCBI's taxonomy places the organism in Eukaryota, Viridiplantae, Streptophyta, Magnoliopsida, Aquifoliales, Aquifoliaceae. The record is from the annotation of a GenBank genome assembly.